AUGAGGAAGAUCAUCGGGAUAGGGUUAGAUCGAAGCCCCUUCAUCCCUGACAUUCGAGAUGAACCUAAGCCCCGAGACUUUGACUUCCCUAAGGAAUUUAAACCGUAUUCAGGAGACACCGAUGUCUCCCAAUGGCUGCAAGGAUAUUUCCAAGUUAUGAGAAUUCGAAACACAACUAUGAAUUUCAUGGCUAAAGCGCUACCUUCCUACUUGGCGGGAUCAGCACAGCGAUGGUUUGGGCAAUUACCAGAAGGGAGUAUAAUUAGCUUUGAGGAUAUGUCCGUCAAACUAGCUACCCGAUUCUUUCAGAGUAAACGAAUAUCGCGAAUAUCCAUUGACCUCUCCUCAAUCAGAGAAGGGCAACAUGAGAGUCUCACCGACUUCCAUAGACGGUUCAUACAAGAAACCUUGCAGGUUGACAACAUUGAUGAUCGAGAUGUUCGCAAUGGAUUCAUUCAAGGCCUCAACCCCUUUGGAAAAUCCUCAAUGUUGCGAGUCAAGCUCUCGACUAAGCCCCCCAAGAAUGCCCAGGAGAUGUGGGCCAUUGUCGAGAACCACAUACAACGAGAGCACACACUCAAAAGAUCCCAAGAAUCUUUUGCGUCGAUAGGACUAAGAGACAAAUCAAAAGUUUCCAUGGAGAACAAACCGGCGCUGCCCAAGAUGGAUAGGCAGUUAACAUCCCUAACCAAGCCACGACGAGAAAUUCUCCAGAUCCAUAAGGAUGAAUUACCAGUCCUGAAACCUUUGGCACCUAAUCCAAAUAGGGCAAGAGAACAAUAUUGUAAAUAUCACAAGGAUCACGGCCAUGACACAGAGGAUUGUCGAGAAAUUAAGAGGAAAAUCGAGAACGGGGUUAAGUCUAGCAAGUUCCAGCAGUACAUACAAGGAGUCUCUCGGCAGAAGAAUAACAAACCCCAAUCGCAAAAUUACCCUAAAAGAAACUUCAAAGGCCCACCGCGAGGAGAUGACCGGGGGAAUAGUUGGCAACCGAGAGCCAAUACCCAACAACAACCUCACCAAAUUACUGAAGCAACACCACAACAACUCCAGCAACUCCCCCCAGCGGAUCUGAUGAAGCAGAUCACUCACCAGGUAGGGGCUAUUUACGGAGCUCCCCUCGAAGUCUUAUCCACCACGGCCAUGAAGAACUCGUUGCGAACCGUCAGCAAGACUCCUCGACAGGAGCCUAGCCACAAGAGGUUCAAGGGGAUGGAGGCCAUCGUAUUCACAGAUAGUGAUAUAGUCCCAGAUAUCUGUCCGCACAGCGAUGCCAUGGUUAUUGAGGCAAUAAUUGCAAAUGUAAAAGUUGGAAGGGUUUAUGUGGAUAAUGGCAGCGCGGUCAUCAUAUAUAGCGAUUGCUUCAAGAAGAUGAAUAUCAAGAACCCUAGCAUCCGCCCAGCCACAAUGCUCUUGAUGGGAUUAUCGGGUUACACCAUUAUUCCAACAGGAAUAAUUAGCCUCCCCAUCUCGAUAGGGUCGCACCCUAGGACGGUCACUUUAACCAUGGACUUCGCUGUGAUAGAUGCGCCUUCGCCGUUCAACGUGAUUCUGGGACGACCCUAG
Molecule: messenger RNA, 1566 nt
Organism: Oldenlandia corymbosa var. corymbosa
Lineage: Eukaryota; Viridiplantae; Streptophyta; Magnoliopsida; Gentianales; Rubiaceae
Source: the annotation of a GenBank genome assembly